Strongylocentrotus purpuratus (purple sea urchin) is the source of this 3743-nucleotide messenger RNA. RefSeq names its product receptor-type tyrosine-protein phosphatase R (gene ptprr). NCBI's taxonomy places the organism in Eukaryota, Metazoa, Echinodermata, Echinoidea, Camarodonta, Strongylocentrotidae. Gene Ontology annotation, molecular function: protein tyrosine phosphatase activity. Gene Ontology annotation, biological process: protein dephosphorylation. Bases 2172 to 3521 code for a protein of 449 amino acids. The record is from RefSeq and is a predicted model, not a curated record. The transcript is spliced from 13 exons.
GAUUUGUGAGUGUUUUCAAAUCGAGUAGUGCCUUUAAGUAAGUCUGUACAUUUGCCUAUAUUAUUACUACAAUACUAGACAGAGUGCAUGACAUAUUCAUGCCGUAGGCCUAGGUAAUUACUUAAUAUACAUGUAAGCUCUCUAAGUACAUGCAAUUAUUACUACCAUGCCCCAAUAUCGCCAAAUUUUUCCCUACGCACUUGAGUCCCCGCCACACGCCUCACUUUAUUGAAAGCCUUCCAUUCAUAGGCACAUCCCAGCUUUCUACUCACAAGAGACAAAAUCCACAUAGAAACACACACACACAUGGAGACACCCACGCCACAUCGCAUGCUUACAAUGCACAAAGGCACUUAAGUCAAACGCAUCCUCUGCAUGUACACACACACACACGACCGGCAUACACAUCUCCUCCACAAGCAUCACACACAUACACGUAAUGCACGUCUCCUACACCACCAUACUCACCCACACACAUGCACACACACCCAUACACACGUUUCCCACUUCAGUCCCAUGCAUUAGGAAAUGUGGGCUGGGAGUGAGUGUGGGAUAUUAAAAACCAUUUCAUUAGGGAUUGCUGUGUGUUGUGAGCCGAUUGUUCCGUUGUCACUCUCACUUCGCACGGCAGACAGGCAGGCUUUGGCUAGCAACCUGUUCCAAUACAAGCUGGAUCCUUACUCUUGGAAUAUAUAUUAUUAGCAAGUUUGCGAUCGACGCGACCUCAAAACGGUGUCUUUUGAUGCGAUGAUGCUGCAGACAAUGUGAGAUCGUCAUCAGAAGGCCACUGUCGCUACCUCACCUACGUCACCUUCUCCAGGAAACAGAUCAGAAUGUUAUGACAUCCAGGAGGGAAGAAAAUAUACUUUGACAAUGAUGGCUUCAAAUGAAUGCAGUGUCAUGCAUGGCCAGCAUUGGGAUGCAACUUUACUCUUGGAAUAAGCUUUGAUAUAUUCUGGAAUAUCAGGAGCAUUAACUACAGCAGACCAAAGAUACACAGAUUUUAAGCUUGAUGAACUUCUACCGUAGUAGCUCAGGCCUGUGUCUGUGGCCCCAGGCAACGCUGUCAUCGCUGCAUGCAGCUGUAUUUCUGCUGAGCCAUCACGAAAUGGGAAACGUGCACCAGCUAGCUAACUGACAUUCAGGGAAUGAUCUACACAUUUAGCUGGAUUGCCAAUUUGCAUGCUCCAAAUAAAUUAAGGCACGAUAUAUAGCUACACAGCCACCAGCAAGACCGCCAGCACAAUCACCUGCGAUGAUCACAUACAGGCAUUACCGGUAGCAAUAAGGUGCACUAGCUUACAUUAGCAAAACUGAAAGGUUAUCACUUCGACCCAAAAUACACUCAGGAUGUUUCUGGUAGCAAUCUAUAAUUCAACUAUUUUACUUUCUUGAUGCAGUUUGAAAGCAAAAUGAUAUGAGAAUUCAUUUUUAUCAAGUCUCAAAGCAAAAAGUUUCCAAGCAACUGAUAAGAUUUUGUAAGUGAUAUUUCAAAACCACCGAGUAGUAUCCAAGCACAUACACAAACACAAGAAAAUAAUUUGCCACCAAGUCUGAAGUUAUUAGCACUAUUAUAACCCUAAUUUAUCAUCAUUUUAAUCAUUAAAAAGUAGGUGUUAUUGUAAAAUAGAAAACUGUGGCAUGAAUUAUUUUUUGCAAUUUAUAUUUUGUGUCAUAUUAUCAAAUUAAGUUGCUGCAUUUGCUGCCAAUUUGUGCCACUGCUACUGCAACACACACUGCAACAAACAACUUUGAAACCACCUGUUCAGUCUCGUAGCUAUCCAAUGUAAGACAACCAUCACAGCAACAUUCCUCUAACACCCAUAAAGAUUCAAAGUGAUCACAGAAACUAGCUAUAGAUACAUCAGCUCAAACAUCUGCAACAUCAACAACGCUACCAUCACCACAAGAGAGAAGAUUUUCACUGCCAGAAACCUCAUCUUCUACAAGCCUUUUUACACUUUGAAGUUGUUGUUGUGUUGCUGCCACCUCAUGUUCUAAGAAUCCUGCAUUGCAGCAACUAGAUGCAACAUCGACAUCACCGCCAUAAUCUUUCCUUCAUCACACAAAAGAAGACUUUCACUGCCAGAAAGCUUGUUUUCUUUAAGCCAUUUUGUGCCACCUGACAUUGUGUUGCUGCCACAUCUUGUUGUGAAUGACAAUUUGUUGCCAUGGUGGUGAAACCGACAGGGUUAGAAACACAGCCAUAUCCAGAAAUGUCUCAGGGAACAGGACCCAGUGUGUCAACAGCAUACCCACAUGAAGUAAUUGAGAGUGAGCAAGGCUUCUGGCAGCACUCUUAUGCACCAUACGCAGUUGGCUUCGGUUGUGCUGUUUUUGUUAUUCUACUAGCAAUUAUAUGCUACUGUUGCUGGAGAGCAUGGCGUGCCAAGCAUCUGAGGGACGAGGAGAAGCGAAUAUGCAUGUACCCGCCCAUCAAGCCUGCAACGCAGGAGGGGCAACUCGUCCAACCCGAGGCAGGCUACACAUACGCUUCACUAGCCCGCAGUGAACCCAUUAAGAUAAAGAGCAAAGGAUUGCAAGAAAGGAGAAGUUCAUCCCAGUCACUCACACUCGACAUUAAUGCUCCGGCAGAAACAGUCAGAUGGGUAGCCUCGCCCCCAAGAGAAAGCUCUGUACAAGAAUACUUAGAGUCAGCAGGCAACAGAAUGACGAGAAAACAGCUGAGAAAUUCAAUUAAAAACUUCCGCGCCCUACAUGAAGAAUUCUGGGACAUUCCGAUGAAUCAUCCUGAGAGUGUAGAGGUUCCAGGUUCAGCUGCUAAAAACCGGUAUAGCACCAUACUACCCAACCCACAGACAAGAGUGUCCCUUCCACCAAUCAGCGGAGAUCCUCUCUCUGACUACAUCAAUGCAAAUAUUAUCAGGGGGUACGAUCGAGAGCCCACUGCCUUCGUCGCCACUCAAGGCCCAAUGGCACACACCCUGGCAGACUUUUGGAGGAUGAUCUGGUUUACCAAUGCACCUGUUAUUGUCAUGGUAACCAAGAUCAAAGAAAGGAAAAGAAGUAAAUGUGAGAUGUAUUGGCCUCAGGGACAGGGUUUCUAUGGAGAUAUUGAUGUGACGGUGGAAGAAACAGUGCCCAAAGACGAUUAUAUACUUAAAAUAUUUACAUUGAAGUACUUAAACGAAUGUCGUCAGGUUUUGCAUUACUGGUACACCGCAUGGCCAGACAAUAAGCCUCCAGAGAACCCUGUCACGCUGCUGGAGAUGAUACGUGAGGUGGAGUUCAGCAGGAUAGACCCAACGCUUCCAAGAGGACCCGUCAUAGUCCACUGCAGUGCUGGACUUGGUCGGACUGGGUGUUAUAUCGCAAUCACACUUGGUAUGAGGCAGAUGGAUGAAGAGAGUAUGGUCGAUAUACUGGGUAUUGUGUGCCAAAUCAGGCAAGAUAGGGGAGGAAUGAUCCAGACCAACGAGCAGUAUGAAUUCAUCCAUCAAGCCCUCUGCCUCUACGAGAAAUGUCUGCCACGAAGGGAAUCCAUCACGGGGGCAGAGUGAGAGGGCGCCCUUCCCACUACACUUCGGCGAACGGACGGACGGACUCUCGUAUUCAGACAGUUUAGUACAGAACCAACCACGACUAGCUUUACCACGCUUUAUUUACUUAAGCAUUUACAUCAUUGUUAUUUGUGAUCUACAUGUUUUAUUUAGGGAUCAAGUGCAGUUUUAUUACCCAGGUUAAAAAAACAGUUGAAACCAGUUGGAUUUUCUACUUGUUUC